CCUCAACCGCCUUCCUUAUUGCAGCCUGCACCUGCAUUUUGUCGUCCCGAUAGUGCUGAUCCAUUCCAAGAAAGCAUCAUGUCGUCCUCGUCACCGUUGUUGGCGUCUCCAAUCGCACCACCUUCACCUAACCUUACGAAAUCGCCCCAAACAAGCACAAUGGCCCCAGGAGAUCGCUCACGAGGGCGAGAUGUUCACAUCUACAGCAUUAAAGACCCUGCUACAGUACUUUUUGGUCUAAUUCUCACAAAUGGUGUCACGAAUGCCAACCUUUAUUCAAUGGCGGAGAUCCUUGUGUUGUUCACGUGUACCUUUGAAUUGCACGAUGAAAACGAGGCGAAAAUUCAAAGAAAUGAUGAGCCGCUUCAGCCUGGUAAAUACUAUAUUCACACUGUCGGCACUUUCGCGAUUAAUGACGAGCCGUGGUUGGUUCGUACGAUAUCUCAAGCGACUGGAACUCGCGUGCAAUCCUUUUGCCAUAAUGUCCGGGAACGAGAUCGUCGAUGCGUCGUCUCUGGCAUCAGAGUACCUGGUGCACAUGUCGACCGUUGGACAGGCUUCGAAGCGGCUCACAUCUUUCCGUUGGCGUACGAAGAUCAUUGGAGGAAUAACGAAUACGAUCGCUGGAUUACAAUUCCACCGGCCAGUGGAGGGAGCAUCAAUUCAGUACAGAAUGGCUUCUUACUUGAUUCUGCCAUACACCAGCUCUUCGAUAGCUACUGCUUCUCAAUCAAUCCGGAUGACAAUCACAAGAUUGUAUUCUUUACGUUCGAUGCGAGAAACCUUGCUGGGAAGCAUCUUGAUAUCGAGUUCUUGAACGACCCCCAGCGGCCAGUUGAUCAGCUUCUGCGAUGGCACUUCAGGCAGGCGGUCCUGGCAAACAUGAGAGGUGCUGGAGAGCCCCUGUUCGAGCAUGAUUUCCCGCCUGGCUCUGAUAUUGUUGGUGACAUUCUCAAUGGUCCAAAGCCUGCUGAAAGAAUGGAGUUUGAGCUGUUCAGUCGCCUGGCGGCUUAGGUUAGAAUGCAUGACAUUUCUUCUACUUAGUAACCAGAAAAAACAACUGUAGAACAUCCAAUAACACAUUAAAUUAAUAUAUCAAGACAAA
Messenger RNA from Lindgomyces ingoldianus, 1105 nucleotides. RefSeq lists its product as uncharacterized. The transcript has 3 exons. Lineage: Eukaryota; Fungi; Ascomycota; Dothideomycetes; Pleosporales; Lindgomycetaceae. The coding region runs from base 79 to 1014 and encodes 311 amino acids. The record is from RefSeq and is a predicted model, not a curated record.